Molecule: messenger RNA, 2250 nt
Organism: Pezoporus flaviventris
Lineage: Eukaryota; Metazoa; Chordata; Aves; Psittaciformes; Psittacidae
Gene: FBXL16
Product: F-box and leucine rich repeat protein 16
Exons: 6
Coding region: 330-1832 (500 amino acids)
Biological process (GO): SCF-dependent proteasomal ubiquitin-dependent protein catabolic process
Cellular component (GO): SCF ubiquitin ligase complex
Molecular function (GO): protein binding
Source: RefSeq, a predicted model, not a curated record
UGCUGACACGCGUGUGCGUGUGUGAACCGCGCGUGUGCGUGUGCAGCUCCGGCUCCCCGGGCUGGCGGGCAGGAGGGACCCCCCUUCUCCAUCCUCCCCGGAUCCGGCCCCAUCCCACUCCCACCCCCCUCCCCGCUUAUUUUUCCUGUUGUUCAGCGGGGCUGGGGCGGGGGCCGGGCAGGAUCCGGCCCCUUUUCCAGCGGGGAUUUGGAGGGGGAGAAUUUUUCCCGGUUUUCUUCCCGGUGUUUUUUUUCCUGCUACCGAGAGAGGACGGGCACAAGGCAUGGCAUGAGCUGCGGGAGACGGCGCUGGAGAGAGACCUGUGGAAGAUGUCGAACCCGAGAAACGGCGACACCAAGCCCCCAUGUUUGCCCCGCAAUGGACUGGUGAAGAUCCCCACGCAACCCAACGGCCUCGGCUCCGCCAGCAUCACCAAAGGCACCCCCGCUGUCAAAAACCGCCUGUGCCAGCCUUCCUCCGUGCCUGCCAUCCUCAGCCCAGCCUUAGCGCACCGCAGCGACCUGCCCAUCCCCAGUCUGGCCUCCCCACUCUCCUUGGCCACUCUGGCAGGCGUCUCCUCCCCUCCCGGCGCUUCCUUGGUGGGACUGAAUACGAGCGAAGGCUCGGAGCAGCCCUCUCCAGAGCGGCUGCCUGGCUCGCCCUCGGAGAGGCAGCUGGCGGUGGACGAGAAGAUCCUCAACCGCUUGUUCUGGUACUUUUCGGCGUGCGAGAAGUGCGUGCUGGCUCAGGUGUGCAAGGCAUGGCGGCGGGUGCUCUACCAGCCCAAGUUCUGGGUGGGCUUGACACCUGUCCUGCACACCAAAGAGCUCUACAAUGUCCUGCCUGGUGGGGAGAAGGAAUUUGUCAGCCUGCAGGGCUUUGCCGUCCGCGGCUUCGAAGGCUUCUGCCUCGUGGGUGUCUCUGACCUGGACAUUUGUGAGUUCAUUGACAACUACCCCCUCUCCAAGAAGGGGGUCAAGUCCAUGAGCCUUAAGAGGUCGACCAUCACGGAUGCAGGGUUGGAGGUGAUGUUGGAGCAGAUGCAAGGUGUGGUGCGGCUGGAGCUGUCAGGAUGCAACGACUUCACGGAGGCCGGGCUGUGGUCCAGCCUCAACGCCCGCAUCACAGCGCUGAGCGUCAGCGACUGCAUUAACGUGGCCGACGACGCCAUUGCCGCCAUCUCGCAGCUCCUGCCCAACCUCACCGAGCUCAACCUGCAAGCCUACCACGUCACGGACACGGCGCUCGCCUACUUCACCGCCAAGCAAGGCUACACCACCCACACCCUGCGCCUCAACUCCUGCUGGGAGAUCACCAACCACGGCGUGGUCAACAUGGUCCACAGCCUGCCCAACCUGAGCGUCCUCAGCCUCUCGGGCUGCUCCAAGGUGACCGAUGAUGGCGUGGAACUGGUGGCUGAGAACCUGCGGAAGCUGCGCAGCCUCGACCUCUCUUGGUGCCCUCGUAUCACUGACAUGGCCCUGGAAUACAUCGCCUGUGACCUGCACAAGCUGGAGGAGCUGGUGCUCGACAGGUGCGUGCGGAUCACCGACACCGGCCUCAGCUACCUGUCCACCAUGUCGUCCCUACGGAGCCUCUACCUGCGCUGGUGCUGCCAGGUGCAGGAUUUUGGCCUGAAGCAUCUUCUGAGCAUGGGCAGCCUGCGCCUCCUCUCUCUGGCUGGCUGCCCCUUGCUGACCACCACAGGGCUGUCAGGGCUGGUGCAGCUGCAGGAGCUGGAGGAGCUGGAGCUGACCAACUGCCCGGGUGCCACCCCAGAGCUCUUCAAGUACUUCUCCCAGCACCUCCCGUGCUGCAUGGUGAUCGAGUAGUGCUGGCCCCGGCCGCCCCGCUCCCGCUGCCACUCCAUCUGACAUCACCCAUCCCCUUUUCUUUCCAUCUGUUCGGGGAUGCAAAAGACACUGUUGAAUACAACCGAUCCCGGACAUCCCCUGCAUUGACACCCCGAGGGGCACGUGGCUCUGCGGGGACAUGAGGACAGUGUCACCCCUUGCCAGAGCCCCCCCGGGCACCCUGUAAAUUCCCCACACACUGCCAACAUCGCCCGUCCUUCACCCAGUGUCCUGCCAAUCCCUUCUGGACAGACAAAUGGACAUCAUGGAAACCCGAAAUGGGAAGGCAACAGUGGUGUUACCCCCUCUGGCUGCAUCCUGCUCCCCCUCUGCCCAAGGGCCAAAUGGGUGCAUGGCCCUGCCGCCAAGGAUGCUCCUGGGGACCAAAGGAUGCUCC